Molecule: messenger RNA, 1209 nt
Organism: Coccomyxa subellipsoidea C-169
Lineage: Eukaryota; Viridiplantae; Chlorophyta; Trebouxiophyceae; Coccomyxaceae
Exons: 4
Coding region: 1-660 (219 amino acids)
Cellular component (GO): nucleus
Source: RefSeq, a predicted model, not a curated record
AUGUCUGUGGCCGCCUUCCGCCGCCGGCGGAGCGCCCUCGCCCGCUCCAUGUUCCAAGAGUUUAACGCUUCAGUGUUUGGUAACCGGCUGCCAGAGGAUCUGGAGAUCUCCUGGAACGCCCACCUGAGGACCACAGCAGGCACCACGCACUACAAGCGAGAGCCGCCCACUACCCUGACAGAUCCCCCCAGGCACACAGCACGAGUGGAGCUGAGCAGCAAGGUGCUGGACAGCCGGGAGCGGCUGCGCGCGACGCUGCUGCACGAGCUGUGCCACGUGGCCGCCUGGGUGCUGCCGCCGCACGCCGCAAAACCGCCGCACGGGCCCGUCUUCAAGCGCUGGGCGGCCGCCGCGGCGGCCGCGCACCCGGACGUCCCCGUCACCACCUGCCACUCCUACAACAUCCACGUCCCCUUCCAGUGGCAGUGCGAAAACCCCGAGUGCGCGCAGGUGUACAAGCGCCACUCCAAGUCGAUCAACGCGGCGAGGCAGGCGUGCGGGCUCUGCCGCAGCCGGCUGGCCUUCCUGGGCAAGUUCCGGCCGGACGGCACCCCCGCCAAAGCGCGCGCCCCGAGCGCCUUCUCGGCAUUCGUGCGUGACAACUUUGCCGACGUGCGCUCGGCCUGCCCCCCCGGCACGCCCCAGCAGGGGGGGUCAUGAGCGCGCUGUCGGCCAGAUGGCGCCAGCACAAGGCCUCGGCCGAGGGCGGCCCCCCCGGCAAUGACUCAUCGGCCGCCGUCCGGUCCCUCGACAGCGCGCUUGCUGGCAUGAGGCUCUGAUUGGUGCCAGCACAGCACUGGAUUCGUUGCUCGAUGAUCUGGAGUGGAUUAGGAUCAGCUUGCUGAAGCCUUGGAGUUGCAGAGUUAGUAAAUGCAACACCAUGCAUUGCCUGUGCUGUGCGGCAAAGUGUCCGCAUGAAGCGGACAAAAACACUCCACCUUGCCGUUCACUGACAUGGUUUAGGGGUCGAUCAUUGUCUAGACACAACGCAGUUGCAACCCACUGUAUCACAGUGCAUUCACCCGCAAUCAAGCUUAAGCUUUGUUGUGUUUGUCAGGAGGUUGGUAUCAAACUCAUCAGGGUGGUUUUUAGGAUUCUGUGUACAUUUAGAGUCUACAUUGGCGGUGCAAGGCACGGAUUAUAGAUAGGAUGUCAUUUUGGCAGAUUAUGUUGCUGUCAAGAAGGUCAUGGAAUGAAAUUGAAGAACUG